AAUCGUCAAGAAGGGUCUUGAUAUUGCCGUUCCCCUAGAUCCUGCUCUUCCAUACAUUGAACUGGGUGAACCGCUGCCUGGUCCUCGACACUCUAAAAACGACCUGUAUUCGAAGCUUGGAGCUGUAUGCGCUUCACUGCCACACUGGCUGCGGAGGACUCAGCAAUAUUCGACGGAAAUAAAGGGCAGAAGUAGGGUCGAAGAGGACCUCUGGAAGAGAAGCCUGCCAAGCAUUGUGCAGGGCCAUUUCCUCAGUGGCUAUUGCCAUACGUUAGCAAGUUGACCUUGCUAUGAGUUGGGAGCAACCGUCGUGCAGCUUUGGGACUCCAAACGCUCAACCACCCACACCGACCCAAACCCCAAAAUCUGCCCAUUUCCCAAGCCCGACACUUCUUGAAACGCCGAGGAACAAUACGACUUUUGAGAACCGCAGCGGCUGGACGCCAACCUUUGCCGAGGAAUACUCUGUCUUUGAUACAACCCCCGGGCGUCUCACUGGCCACCAUCGCUCGUUUGUGGACAUCGCCGCAACACCACAGAUCCCGUCUGCAUAUACCCAGAACAGACGACUUUCCAGCAGCGCAGGGGAUGCUGCGGCUGAGCUUUCAACUCAUGUUCAGUUAUCGCCAGACCCGAGUAUACCACUUCCUCCCAACGAACCCUCGAAUCGGCGGCCUCCUUCUCCUGCCGCAUACCCCACCAAAAGUGGCCGCUUCGAUGACAGCACGAAGAAGGUGACACCAAGAAAGCCGAGGAAACGUCUGGAGGAGGCAUUCAGUGGACAGACCGCUACUCCUCCACAGACGGCAUCCAAAGGGACCAGAAAGCUUGCGCCGAAGAUAUCCACGGAGACAAUGCAGAAUGGUUCUCAUGAUAGCCAACAUGAUAACUGCGGAACGCCAACACAUCCCCCUGGGCUUCUGUCAUUCCCUCCAACCUCUGCUGAUAUGUUCGGCUAUCCUAUGUCGGCGCCUGCCACUGCGCCUGUCUUUUCCAAUGGCAGGUCAUUCUGGGACCCAGAUACCAACAUGAGUGGCAUGGAUCUGGACUUUUCAACAGAGGAUUACACCGGAUCUCAUCGAACCAGUGACUUUGAUUGGGGGAGAGAUAAUCAAAUGUCCCAAAACGUUGUAAACGCGCCUUCGAAUCAAAACCAUAGCGCCCCUCUUAAGCGGCAACGACCCUUGGCCCCCAAAGCCCCCGCUCCAAAGACCGAUCUCCCAACAUCCCUAUCUCACUUUGACUUUACCAGCACCGACAAACCCUCUGUUUCCGGUGACCCAUUCUCUGCUGCAACAUUGGAAGGAGGCGUAGAUCCAGGUCUUUUGUUCGGCCGAGCCCAUAUGACUUCAGGACUCGAUGAUGUCUCUUUGCCCACCACGCGUCCUGCCACGAGCUAUAUUGCCCGAGAGCCUUAUGAGCAUCAGCUGCGGGAAUCGAGAAGAGAUCAAGAGGAGCUUCGCCGAUCGCGCAGUGCCCGCGAAAGUAGCACGGGUCGUCGCUUUGAAAGAGGAACCGUGAGCUCGCCUGUCAGAAGCCAUGCACGCCCAAUCUUGCAGCGGAGCGUCAGUGAUAGUCGUGCAAGGAGAAGUCAAGACCGAAUCCUUCCUCGUACUGGCCGGUCUUCACCCCUAAAGCUUCGGCGUCUAGACAGCCUCACUUCUAUACCAGAGUCACCCGUACUAAAACCUCGAACGGAGGUAGUCUUCACCAUAGACUCAAAGGGAAGGGCCAGGACCGAGACUGUUGUAGCCAGCGAGACACCUAGACCCAGGAGAGGCCCGUCAUCUUUCUCACGAAACGAGGAGUGGGAGUCUUCGCAAUACGAAUCAUCUUCUGAUGAAGAACCGAUUAUUUUGCCAAGUCGAAGCACCUCAUUCAACCUUCCAUCUCAACCAAAAGGACCAAGGCUUGCCAGGUUCGAGACUUCUAACCAUGCUACCGAUAUUCGAAGGCACAGCACAACUGGCAGUGUCUAUAGCCGGUCUGAAUCCUCCAGUCAACGGUCUAUGCAUCUCGAGGGAGUCGAGAGUGAAGCUGAGACGGUGGUGGAAGAGGACGAGGGCUCUGGCAAUGCAACGCACGAGCUUCGGAAGGUGAUGGAAAGCCGUAAGAAGAUUAAAGAUCGAAACCCCCGCCAUCAUCAUUAUGCCACUGGUACAACACCCCGAGCCAGCAGCAUGCAAUACGUCAACUAUGGCUCUUCAACCAACCUAUCACCAACGACUGUCACAGACCCCGAUGGAGCCACGCCGUCCAGCAUGAGAAGCGGUGCGACCAGGUGUGUCUGCAAUAAUGCUGAGAGCGAAGGCUUCAUGAUCCAAUGUGAGUCUUGCGAUUAUUGGCUCCAUGGCCAAUGCGUGAACAUUGACCAACGCAGCCUUCCACCUGUUUAUAUCUGUGCAUUCUGCGCGCAGACUCCAAACGUGCGGGGCGGUCGAAUCAGAGAUACGGUCAGAGGCGCUGCUCAUCCUGGGUCCUCACCGCUGGCUCACAAAUCAUUCAAAUCUUUGCGAUGAAGUGCCGGGCCGAUAAUUCCACAUCUCCACACCAUCCGAGGAGCGCGUAAUAAGCAUUCUAUCAUUGGAGUCAUCUCUACUUCCUCGUCCGCCCUGGAACUUCAUACGAAAGCUUCAAAAGGCCAGCGACGAUAUUUGACAUGCCCGCUACCUCUCAACUCCCCGUGUAUAUCAACACCUCCUUCAGUACUGAGUGUAUUGAUCAUUCUCAUUUGUCUCUUUGAUACCCUCGGAUAGAAUUGUCAGACGUACUGUACAGCGUUCUAUUUGGUCGAGCAAUAGCAGUGAAAGGAACAACGGGCAAUACGUGGAUAGAAACAGAUGAACCCGAAAACAGAUUCAAAUCCUACAAGAAGUGCAG
Molecule: messenger RNA, 2880 nt
Organism: Amorphotheca resinae ATCC 22711
Lineage: Eukaryota; Fungi; Ascomycota; Leotiomycetes; Helotiales; Amorphothecaceae
Exons: 5
Coding region: 291-2519 (742 amino acids)
Source: RefSeq, a predicted model, not a curated record